AUGUUGUUUACAAUCAUUUUGGUGUUUAUAUCUUUUAUAGCUUAUAAAGUUUAUCAAAAAGUCAGAGUGCCUGAAGGACUUAAAAAUGUACCAACAUUAAGUUUCGUGAGUUUGGUUUUAGCUAUUUUUUCUGAUAAGGGUCCUGACAAUCGUUGGGAAUUUAUGCGUAAAAUUCUCGAGAAAGAAGGAAUAGGAAAAAUUUGGUUCAGUGGAGAAUGGUUUAUUGUUACAACUGAUUUGGAACUUACAAAAGAUGUAUUUUCGAAAACAGACUUGUAUCCUAAAACUUCGCUCGAAGAAUCGUAUCCCGGAUCUUUAACGGCUUAUUACUAUGGUACUAAUGUAGUCAUUUCCAACGGUGAUGUUUGGAAACGUCAUCGCAAUGUUGCAAAUCCCGCAUUUAAAAGUUUACCCAUGCACGUAUUUAAUGAAACGGCUGUGAAAUUGCUGAAAGUCAUCGAAAAAGUUGAUAAUGAACCCAUAGAAGUCAAAGAUCUUAUGCAUAGAUUGACCUUGGACGUUCUUGGAAGAGCUGUUUUUGGAUUUGAUUUUAAUAAUCUUGAAGAUCCAACAAAUAUCUAUGUUACUACUUAUCAAGAAGUAACGGCCGAAUGUGAUAAACCUAUAUAUUUUAUUAUGCCAUUCAUUGAAUAUCUCCCGUAUUUUGAUCGAACUGAAGCGCGUAAAAAAAUUGCAAAGAUUAAUGAAUUAUAUAAUGGACUUAUUGAAGAAAAACGUAAAUCAAUGGAAACGGAAGAAUUGAGUAAAAAAAUAAACAAUAAUACCGCUGAUUUGUUAGAAUGUAUGAUAUACGCUUCUAAGGAUCCAAAAAAUCCCAUGUCAAACGAAGAAAUUCGAUAUAAUCUUGCAAUAUUUAUGUUGGCCGGUCAUGAUACUACUGCUACUGCUUUGUCAACCAUCUUAUAUGUCUUAGCCACCCGCAAGGAUGUGCAAAGAAAAGUUCGCGAUGAAAUAUUACGCGUUCUUGGCGAUGAUUUAACCCCAACCAUAGAUCAACAAAGAGAAUUAAAAUAUUUGAACAUGGUUAUAAAGGAAAACUUAAGAAUUUAUCCUCCGGUUCAUCAAUUACCUCGAAGAGAAAGUUCAGAGACUAUUAAAUUUCGAAAUCAUGUAUUUUUGCCGAAAACUCCGAUAUUAAUAAAUAUUUAUGGAAUCCAUCAUUCAUCAAAAUAUUGGAAGGAUCCUGAAGAAUUUAUUCCUGAAAGAUUUGAAAUUGAAAAUGACGAAAAACGCGAUCAAAAUAUUUGGUUAACUUUUGGUGGUGGUUCAAGAAUAUGUUUAGGUAAUAAUUUUUCCCUUAUUGAACAAAGAGUGACGUUGUGUGCUUUAUUAAGAAAAUAUGAGGUAUCUUUACCAGCAGAUAGUAUUCAUAAGGACAAAUUACAUCUUGGUCAUAUUAAUGGUACAAUUACGGGACUGCAACCAUUACACUUAAUAUUUAAAAAAAGAACAGAAUAA
Molecule: messenger RNA, 1479 nt
Organism: Funneliformis geosporum
Lineage: Eukaryota; Fungi; Glomeromycota; Glomeromycetes; Glomerales; Glomeraceae
Source: the annotation of a GenBank genome assembly